This is a messenger RNA of Harpia harpyja (harpy eagle), 2850 nucleotides long. It is a transcript of the gene BFSP1, whose product is annotated as beaded filament structural protein 1. Gene Ontology annotation, biological process: lens fiber cell development. Bases 161 to 2143 code for a protein of 660 amino acids. The record is from RefSeq and is a predicted model, not a curated record. Lineage: Eukaryota; Metazoa; Chordata; Aves; Accipitriformes; Accipitridae. The transcript is spliced from 8 exons. Gene Ontology annotation, cellular component: intermediate filament; cytoplasm. Gene Ontology annotation, molecular function: structural constituent of eye lens.
AGUGCCACAAACCGCCCUGGAGACAAGUCCUAAUCAUCUGGGGGGGUGAUUAUGUUCAGUUCUUCCUCCCCAAACCCCCCAGACAUAAUUCAGAUCCAAACUGGAGAGACAGGCAGGCACGCAAGAGGGGACCCCGGCACCACACAGCCCCCCCGAAGCCAUGUACAGGAGCAGCUUCCUCCGCGAGGUGCGGAAGGAGAAGUAUGAGCGGUCGGAUGCCUACGAUGAGCUGCGAGGCUCCCCUGAAUUCGACAGUUUGGCCCAAGCCCGGGGCCUGGAGAAUCUGCAGGAGCUCAACGAGCGCUUUGCCAGCUACAUCAACCGGGCGCGCGUGCUGGAGCAGCGCAAUACCAUCCUGCGCAAGCAGCUAGAGACCUUCCAGCGCAUGGAUGAGCUGGUGGGCUUGGAUGAAGCCUUCGCUGGGCAGAUUGAGUUCAACCGCCAGCGAAUGCGGGAGCUGGCGUCCGACCGAGCCAAGCUGGAGCGGGAGGAGAAGGACGCCCAGCGCAUGCUCGAUGAGUACCGCAACAAGUACAGAAAUGAACGUGAAUAUCAGCAGAGGCUAAAAGAAACCCUUGAACGCCUUAAUAAGGAAGCUGAUGAAGCACUGCUGUGCAACCUGGAGCUGCAGAUCGAGUCCCAGUUCCUGCAGGAUGACAUUAAUGCCACAAAGGACAGAUACAAGAAGAACCUCAUGGAAAUCCAGACCUACGUCAAUGUUUUGCAGCAGAUCAUCCAGACAACCCCUCGUGUGUCCCCUAUAACCACUGGCAUAUGUGAGGAAAAACUGAUAGCAGAGAGGAGGAUCCCUGUUCUGCAGAGCCAGCUGGAGGAAUACAAGAGCAUCCUCUGCCAGCUACAGGCACAGAAAUACAAACUGCAGACAGAGACAACCAUGCUGGAGCAAGCGAUUAAAAACACCCAGGAGAGUUACGACGAUGAAAUUCAGCUUUACAACGAGCAGAUUGAAAACCUUAGGAAGGGCAUAGAGGAGGCUGAGAGGACCUUGGAGAAGUACACAACUGACUGCCGCCAGCUCGUGAUCUACCAGCAGUCCCUGGAGAACGAGCUGGAGCGGUACAAACGUAUCAUCGAGAACGAGGACAGCCGGUUAAACUCUGCUAUAGCAGGAACGCCAGUCACGCUCUUCACGCAGAUCUAUAGACCUGUCCAGCCUCAAGCUUUGAGGGGAAGAGAUAUCACCCAGGCCGUGCAAGAUAUUGCCAGUGUAAAGCCCAGACAAAAAGCUCUGACAAAGAAAAUUGCCAGGAAAAAGGAGCUGAUGUCUAAAGAUAUAACUGACGGUCUCUCGCCUGAAAAAAUGUAUGAAAGAACUCUGGAAGGUUUUGACCAAGAUCAGCUGGAGUUUAGGCAUGAAGGCUCAGUCACAUGUGAACCUGGGCAGGAAGGAUUAGAACUUGAUGAGAAAGAAACGGGCCCAGAGGAUGUACCUGAUGGAGCCCAGAUAAGUAAAGCCUUUGAUAAAUUUUGUAACAUUGUGAGGGAGAAAAUAAGAGUCUACAAGAGACCAGAGCCCAAACCUGAUGCCCAUCCCAAAGGGCGUUACGUGCUGGUAACAGGGGAGGAAGGCUAUGGAGAACCUUGUAUCUUGGCCCCCUCCUUCCCACCUGGGGGAGGAAUCACAGUUUCCACCAGCAAUGGGAAGGUGAUGAACGGUGGUGAUGUAGAGCCCAUACCGGAGCUGCCAGAACCUGCCGAACCAUCAGAAAAAGAGAAAGGGGCUAUCUGUGAAAGGAGGGAAGAGUUUGAACUCCAGGAUAAACAGAAGGAGGAAGAGAAAGAAGACGUGCUUGAAUGGGGCAAAAAAACAAGAGGAAAAAUAGAGCAAAUCAUAAAGUAUCCGGACAUCUCUGAGCCUGAGAGAGUUCCUUCCCCUGGUCUGAUAAGCCCAACUGAGCCAGGAGUCCUUCGAGAGACAGAAUAUGAGCGAGAAGAUAAGCAGGGCCUUUUGUUCAGGGAAGCAGGCUUGCCUGGCUCCAUGAGCUACGAGAAGGUGGAGGUGGUGGAGUCCAUCGAGAAGUUUUCAGAUGACAGAAUUCAGACGUACGAAGAGACAGCAAUGAUUGUGGAGACGAUGAUAGAGAAGACAAGCAAGAAGAAACCAGGUGACAAAGGCUCUUAAGUGACACACAUACACCCUUGAUAGUCAACUUGUCUGGCAUAGUUAUUAAAUGACUGGGUUUUUUUUCCUGACCGAAUGCUACAGUAGUGAGAUUUUUGCUGUUUGGUAUGGAACAGAUUGAUACCUUGAUGGCAGUUCUGUCUGAUGUAGGCUCACCUUUGGUGCAAUGGCCAAAGCACUCCAGGGCAACAAGUAAUAGGCACAUCCUAUGCAACUGAUUUUCAUGAUUAGGACAAGUUGAAAGUAAUUAUUAUUACAGAGCUGCCUGGCUUUCCACAGCAUUCGGGACAAAUUUGUGUAUUCAUCUACUGCUCCUAUAGCUGCCGUACGAUUCCCCAUCUCUCAGACAGCUGCAAAUGUUAACUUGUGACGUCUGGUUCAUUUAAUAAAAGUUUUGCCUUCUACAGAAGAUACCCGCUGUGGGUUUGUGUUUGACUGAUGGUCCCUACUAGUAAAUGUCAACUGACUGGGUGUGCACGAGUUUUUCCAGGGGAAGGGCUGGAUACCUGUUAAAUAACCUAUUCCAAAUCUCUCUCAUUUACAGUCUUUAAAUAGAGAUGAGCUUGGCAGACCUUUCUUUCUGGAUCUAAAGACAAACUCUCUGUAUUUGAAAUAAGCUCUUACUGCUUAUCUUUUCGGAAUGAAACUUGAAAUUCCACCGAAGUGGGGGAUAACCCUUAUAAGAUACUGAAGGCAUUGUCCUUCAC